AUGCCCUUCGGCCUCCAUGGGGCCACAGCCACGUUUCAGUGGCUGAUGGACCGUGUCCUCCAACCCCAUCGAGACUAUGCAGCUGCCUACCUGGAUGAUGUGGUCAUCUACAGCCGCCACUGGGAGCAUGAUUUGUGGGACCUGGUGUGUGACUACCGGCAGUUGAAGCAGAUGGCUCAGUCCAUCUACAUGGCUGGGAUCUUGGCAGGAGGCAUCAUCUUUGGAGGUCUGUCAGACAGGUUUGGCCGCAGGUCUCCCUUGAUCUGGUGCUACUUGCAGAUGGCUGUCACGGGAACCAGCACUGCCUUCUCGCCCAGCUUCACUGCCUACUGCAUCUUCCGCUUCCUGACUGGAAUGGCUUUCUCAGGCAUUAUGAUGAAUGGUGUCUCUCUGUCUGUGGAAUGGACACCCACGCACACACGGGCCACUGUGGUCACCAUGUAUGGAUACUGCUAUUCAAUCGGGCAGUUCAUUCUGGCUGGGGUGGCUUACGCCAUCCCCAAUUGGCGCUGGCUGCAGCUUGUGGUGUCUUUGCCCUAUUUCAUCUGCUUCAUCUACUCCUGGUGGUUCGUGGAGUCUGCCCGCUGGCUGGUAAUAGCCGGCAGACCCGACGAGGCAGUGAAGCAGCUCCAGAGAGUGGCCAGGAUAAACCGGAAGAAGGAAGAAGGAGACAAACUUAACACAGAGGUCUUGAGAUCCAACAUGCAGAAAGAAACAGCCUCUGCAAAGAGCAGCUAUACCUUCAUCGACCUGGUGCGGACCCCUGUCGUACGCCGGAUCUCCUUCUGCCUCUGCUUUGUAUGGUUCUCCACCAGCUUUGCCUAUUAUGGGUUGGCCAUGGACCUGCAGAAUUUCGGUGUCAAUAUCUUCUUGAUCCAACUGGUCUUUGGAGCUGUUGAUUUCCCAGCAAAGUUCAUCUCAGUCUUCACAAUCAGCUUCAUCGGGCGCCGGUUCACACAGGCCUUGACCCUCAUCCUGGCUGGACUCUCUAUCCUAGCCAACAUCUUUGUUCCACAAGAUCUGAAGACCCUGCGCACUGUUCUGGCUGUCGUUGGAAAAGGCUGUCUUGCUGCCUCCUUUAACUGUGUCUACCUCUACACGAGUGAGCUGUACCCCACCGUGAUUAGGCAGACCGGCUUGGGUUUGAGCAACACCAUGAUGCGUCUGGGCAGCAUCAUUGCCCCAUUGGUGAAGAUGUUGGAGGAAUACAUUCCCUUCCUGCCACUGAUCAUUUAUGGAGUUGCCCCAAUCAUCUCCGGCAUUGCAGCGACCUUCCUGCCUGAGACACUCAACGUGCCAUUGCGUGAGACCAUAGAGGAGGUGGAGACACGGCCCAGGCAUCUGAGAGAUGAAGAACAACAAAUGAAGAUCCUUCUGAAACCCACCAUGCCAGACCCAGCCAAGGAAGCCAGUUAAGGAAAGAAAAAUGAGCAACUGUUGUAGGGGUUAUGGGUACAAUUUUCAAAAGUGUCUAUGUGCCUUAGGAGCCUACGUUCCAUUUUCACCAGUGACUUAGCCACUCCCAUGAGAGUUAAGUGCCUCAUCUACCUGAGCACUUCUGAAAAUCCCACUGGGCACUUAUCGGAAUCUCUUGGCACCUAAAUACUUUGG
Trachemys scripta elegans is the source of this 1611-nucleotide messenger RNA. Its product is annotated as solute carrier family 22 member 6-A-like. The coding region runs from base 1 to 1416 and encodes 471 amino acids. Gene Ontology annotation, biological process: transmembrane transport. The transcript has 10 exons. Lineage: Eukaryota; Metazoa; Chordata; Testudines; Emydidae. Gene Ontology annotation, molecular function: transmembrane transporter activity. The record is from RefSeq and is a predicted model, not a curated record. Gene Ontology annotation, cellular component: membrane.